AACUGCUUAAUCAGUAUCACACAACAAUAAUGAAUGGAAACACGGAGUAGCCAAGAAAGUUGAGGAGCUUCUGAGACUAUGGGUCAGCACUUGAAAUCGUUUUUUCUGGAUAAAAAAAAAGACAAAGUCCAUAUUUUUUAAAUGAUGGGUUGGCCGGUGAAGUCGGAUACUUCAUUCUGGAAGCGAAGGCAGCUGUAUUUUUGUAGAAACUUUUGAUUUUCCUUCUUUUUUCUCCUCACGCGCGUGGUUAAAUGGCAUUUUGGGACAGCACAACGAGACUUCAGCGCUGUCAGCUUGUUUACCUGGAAACUAUCUGGAUUUUUCUUUGAAGAAAACUGGAAUACUUUUGUUUAUUAUUUCCACUUGGGUCAACACCACCGAGAGAGGGUGAACCUUUAUAGUUUUUUUUUCUAAAUAGAACAUUUGUGAGUGUAUAAAAUGGGGAAUAUAGAAAGUGUUGACGGCCAUUCGGAGAUGAAACACCACAUCAUGCCUCUGAAGGUGCCCAUGCCUGACCCCACCGAGCUGGAGGAGAAAUUUGCCAUUGUUUUGAACUCAAUGAAUCUUCCUCCAGACAAAGCCCGGCUGCUUAGGCAGUAUGACAAUGAGAAGAAGUGGGAUCUGAUCUGUGACCAGGAGAGGUUUCAGGUGAAGAAUCCUCCUCACACCUACAUCCAGAAGCUUAGAGGAUACUUGGACCCUGGAGUCACACGAAAGAAAUUUCGCAGACGUGUGCAGGAAUCUACAAAAGUCUUGAGGGAGCUGGAGAUUUCCCUGAGAACGAACCACAUCGGGUGGGUCAGAGAGUUCCUUAAUGAUGAGAACAGAGGUCUGGAUGUUCUGGUGGAGUACCUCUCCUUUGCUCAGUGUGCUGUCAUGUUGGAUUUUGAGGGCAUGGAAAAGGGGGAAGAUGGCUUCUUGGACAAAUCAUGGAGCAGGUCCAUAGAGGAUCUGCACCAUACGGGUACCCGACCCUUCUGCAACACUCUGGUGCGCUCUGCUCGCCAGUCUGUCUUGCGCUAUGGAUCAGUCUCAAACACCAAAACCAUCAAGAAUUCACGGCUCGUGAGCCAAAAAGAUGACGUGCAUGUGUGCAUCAUGUGCUUGAGAGCGAUAAUGAACUACCAGUAUGGCUUCAAUAUGGUCAUGUCUCAUGAACAUGCUGUCAAUGAAAUUGCCCUAAGCCUGAAUAAUAAGAACUCGAGGACAAAAGCGCUGGUCCUCGAGUUACUUGCUGCAGUUUGCCUUGUCCGAGGAGGUCACGAGAUCAUUCUUUCAGCGUUUGACAACUUCAAAGAGGUUUGCAAAGAGAAACAUCGCUUUGAGAGACUGAUGGAUUACUUUCACUGUGAAGAGGGAAACAUCGACUUCAUGGUCGCUUGCAUGCAGUUCAUCAACAUUGUGGUCCACUCAGUCGAGGACAUGAACUUCAGAGUCCAUUUGCAGUAUGAAUUCACCAAGUUGGGGCUUGAUGACUAUCUGGAGAAAUCUAAACAUACAGAGAGCGACAAGCUGUCAGUGCAGAUCCAGGCCUACUUGGAUAACGUCUUUGAUGUGGGUGGCCUCCUGGAAGACGCUGAGACAAAAAACGCCGCGCUGGAGAAGGUGGAUGAGCUGGAGGAGCACCUGUCCCAUGUGACCGAGAAGCUGCUGGAGGUUGAGAAUGAAACCAUGAUGAAAGUCGCCGAUCUGGAGAAGAUUCUCCUCCAGAAGGAUAAAGACCUGCAGGCCAUCCGGGAGACAUACGAGUCGACCAAUACCCAAGUCAACACCCUGAGGAGGAUGAUCAAGGAGAAGGAUGCUGCCUUCCAGAGACACUUCAACAUCGAGAAGCGGCUCCUGGAGCUGGAGAAGCAGGGCACCAUCCGCCUGCACAAGAAACCCGACGGAGACAUCUCCAUCGAGCCGCUGGGCGUCGGUGGUGGGGACAGCGGCAUUGGGAUCCCUCUCGGGAAUGUCGGGCAGUUUCCUUUGGGCUCAGCAACUAGGCUUACAGACUUUGGAGGUCCAGACGACAGCUUACCACCGGCUAGUGAAGCUCCCCCACCUCCUCCUCCUCCCCCACCUCCUCCUCCUCCCCCUCCUCUACCAUCUGCUUCAGCUGCACCAGUCCCUCCUCCACCACCUCCUCUUGCUCCGCCUCUGCCAGAUUCUUCUCCUUCUGUCAUCCUAAGUUUGGGUCUGUCAGCAAUCAGGAUCAAGAAGCCCAUCAAGACCAAAUUCCGCCUCCCUGUUUUUAACUGGACGGCCUUGAAGCCCAAUCAGAUCAACGGCACCGUCUUCAAUGAGAUUGAUGAUGAGCGAGUGCUUGAGGAGCUGGAUCUGGAGAAGUUUGAGGAGCUCUUUAAGACCCGAGCCCAGGGUCCGAUUGUAGAUCUUUCCUGCACAAAGAGCAAAGUAGCUCAGAAAGCAGCAAACAAAGUUACGCUUCUCGAUGCCAAUCGCUCCAAGAACUUAGCCAUCACGCUGCGAAAAGCCAACAAAACCACAGAGGAGAUCUGCAAAGCAAUCGAGAAGUUUGACCUGAAGGCUCUACCUGUGGACUUUGUGGAGUGUCUGAUGCGUUUCCUGCCCACUGACGCUGAGGUGAAGGUGCUGCGUCAGUACGAGCGAGAGCGGCGCCCGCUGGAUCAGCUGGCCGAAGAAGAUCGCUUCAUGUUGUUGUUCAGCAAGAUCGAGAGGCUCACGCAGAGAAUGAACAUCAUCACUUUUGUAGGGAACUUCGCCGACAGCAUCAACAUGCUCACGCCGCAGCUCAACGCCAUCAUCGCUGCGUCGGGUUCAGUGAAAUCCUCUCCCAAGCUGAAGAGAAUGCUCGAGAUCAUCUUAGCUUUGGGGAACUACAUGAACAGCAGCAAACGAGGCAGCGUUUAUGGAUUCAAACUACAAAGUCUCGAUCUGCUGCUGGACACCAAAUCCACAGACAGAAAAAUGACGUUGCUCCACUACAUCGCCCUGAUUGUGAAGGAGAAGUACAAAGAACUGGCAAACUUUUACAACGAAUUGCACUUUGUUGAUAAAGCCGCAGCAGUAUCUCUGGAAAAUGUGCUGCUUGACGUUCGAGAGCUGGGCAAAGGCAUGGAUCUGAUCCGGAGGGAGUGUAGUCUCCACGAUCACCAGGUCCUUAAAGGUUUCGUCCAGGCCAGUGACACUCAGCUGGACAAGCUGCAGAAGGACGCUAAGGCAGCGGAGGAAGCCUUCAAUAGUGUGGUGAGCUACUUUGGAGAGAGUGCCAAGACAACGCCACCCUCCGUGUUCUUCCCUGUGUUUGUGCGCUUCAUCAAGGCCUACAAGGAUGCAGUGGAAGAAAACGAGCUGAGGAAAAAGCAGGAAGAAGCAAUGAGAGAGAAGUUACUGGCUCAGGAGGCUAAACAGCAUGACCCAAAGGUCCAGGCCCAAAAGAAGAGGCAGCAGCAGCAAGAGCUGAUUGCAGAGCUGCGAAAGCGACAAGCCAAAGACCACCGACCCGUUUACGAGGGCAAAGAUGGGACGAUUGAGGACAUCAUCACAGUCCUGAAGAGCGUGCCCUUCACAGCCCGCACUGCUAAACGUGGCUCACGGUUCUUCUGUGAAGCCAACCUCUGCGAGGACGCCAACUGCUAGCCCUCCCACUCUCUAAUGCCAAGAUCUCCGAAACCAGCCCUUCCUGAGAGCUGAUGCAUUGAUCCGGAGCGGUUGGAAGAGACCCUAAACCACUUAUUCGUCACUUAUACUCCCUCCCCCCUUGUAACACUCCUCCCUGUGUUCCAGUGGUCCGUCUCAAACCCCCGAGGCUGCAGAUCACAACAAAAGGACUGCAAAGGGGGGGAUAGGACAGAGCUCUUGUUUUGGCUGAGUUAUUUAUUUAUUUAUGGAGGUCCAAUUUGCAGCCACUUUCAGAGGCAUCUUUCCAGAACUGCAACAAGGCUGCUUCUUUGGCUUUCUCAGCUCUGUUGGUGCUGAGAGCCCCAUCAGUUGGAGGAUGACUGCCGGACUGGUGAGGCCUGUUGAUGAGUGGUGGAGGAAAGAGUAUGUUUUCACUAAUAAGUGCCUGCCAGCACAUGGAUCUUCUCAUGGACUUUUUUUCCACACAAAAAGCUGUUUGUUUUCUUGACGUGAUGCAGUCGUGACAGGGCUCAGACUGGGAGGCAGCCAGCACUGCUGCUGCUUACGUGUUGGCCUCAAAGACACUUAAAACCUUCCUCUUGUUGACUGAUUAAUAGCUUUGCACCAAGUCUUAAUACAUUCAAUCAAGAUCUUACAUGGAAAGUUAUUUUGAUCGUUUCUUGGAGGAAGGAUGGUCACUUUUACUGGUUCUUUUUGACAAGCCAAAACGUCUCAACUGUAUUUUGCUGAAGAAGUGCCUUCUGUGUAAACAGUAUUAUUUCUUGUGAGUCUGCCAUCAUUUGUUAAUUUUGCAUCUAUUGUUUGUUAAAGAUUGUACUAUUUUUACUGAAACGUGCUAAACCAUAUGCCUUAUAAUACCAACAAUGUGCAAGUUGGAUUUCAGAAGGCACAUGAAGUUGUUAAAGUUGCCUAUUAUAUUUACAUCUAAGUCACAGGACUGUGCAAAAGUCUUGAGUUAUUUGGGGUGCCAUUUUUAAAGUCAAACAGUCAUAACUUAACAGCAAUAAUUUGGAUUAUUUAGCCUGUCAUAAGAAAAAAAUGGGAGUUUAUUUUUCAAAUUUAUGUUUUUACCAUAUGAUUCACACAACUAAAUAUUUAGUUAGCAAGCUAAACAUUUCAUUCUGGGUUAAAUAUCAUUUUUACAAACUAAAUCUUUAGGUCAGACCUAAAUAUUUAGUUUGUAAAAUACAUAUUUAAUUUACUAACUAAAUAUUUAGUUUGUAAAUUAAAUAUUUUGCUUCAAGUUGCAUAUUUAGUUAUUGAAGUAGGGAAACAAACUAAAUAUUUAACUUCAAAAUAAAUAUUUAUUUUCCACGAUAAAGAUUUAAAUCCCAGCUAAAUGUUUUUUUUUGGGGGGGGGGGGGGGGGUAACCUUAAUAUUUAUUUAGCAAACUAAAUGUUAAGCCUCAAAAUAAAUAUUUUAAAAGAAAAAAAUUUAGCUGGGAUCUAAAUAUUUAUUUUAGAAAUUAAAUAUUUAAUUUGGAGCUAAUUAUUUAGUUUGUAAACAAAAUUUAUAGCUCCAAAUUAAUUAUUUAGUUAGUGAAUUAAUUGUUUAUUAUAAAACUAAACCAACUUUAGGUCUGACCUAAACAUUUAGUUUGUAAAAGAAAUAUUUAACUCUAAAACUAAAUAUUUAGUUGGAAACUUUAACAUUUAUAAACCAUGGUGAAAAUGUACUUUUUUCUUUUAUGAUAGGCUAAAUUACCCAAAACAGUACUGUUAAACUAUGACUGACUUUCCAAAUGGCACCCCAUAGAGGCCAUUCUAAUACAUUUAAAUAUGCUGCCAAAAACACCAAGUGUAAUCUUUUGUAGCGGUCUUGAUCAAAAGUUCUUCAGAUUUAGAAAAUUAUUAGGAAUUUGGCUGUUUUUCACUCAUAAAAGUAAGAAAGGAUGGAUUGUUUGAGGACAGAAGAAGUUUUGGACCUAUAGUGUUUUGCAGAUGAACAGUAUGCAAAAGUCACUUUUUUCAUGUUGGUGCAGAAAAACUGUUUUGUGCAUCCGAUUUUGCUGUAUUUAGAUUUUUUUUUCAAACAUUCCACCAAAGAAAUGGGAGAAGUUUGUUUUUUGUGACAGAUUCUGCUACCAAAGUGCCUGGACAGAAGAUUUUUUUUGUGUAGCUGUCAUUGUAUUUCUGAUUGAAUGCCAAAAAAAAAAAAAAAAAAAAAACACCUCUGCAAAUGUUCAAGAAAAAGCAUUAAAAAAAGGCAGCCCAUUAAUAAAAAUCUGAAGAACCAUGGAUCAAGACCACUUAAAAUAUUAUUUCUGAUAUUUUGAAACAAAAUAUAAAGAAAUGAGGGCUGACUUAAGCCCAGUAAGUCCGUGUGCUUUGGUUAAAAAGAGGGUGAUAUGAGAGUCUUAAUGCCUCCGUGUUUUAUCUUUAUUAUAACUGUUAAGGACUGAAUGUGAGGAGCGCCUUGACAACACUUCCUGUCACUUUUUAGGUGACAUUUUGAAAGUGACCUUGAAGACAUUUCCAAUUACACAUUGAAACUGCCAUAUGUGUGUUACAGAUGAAGGUUGUUCUACGCUUUUAUUUUUUGCUCCUAAAGUUGCCUUGGAUCGACAACAUGGUCACACAACUUCAUUUGGCUCACGAUUGUAUGAGACACUAUUCUUUACCUGGGAGAAGCUUAUAUGAAUUUGAAUUAAAAUGAAACCUACUUUGUAGAAGAAGUGAUUCCUUGACUGAAAGAUGAUACUUCCUGUUUAAUAAACACGCUGACAUUAGGAAACUAUCCAGGAAGGGCCGGCCCAAGCACAUAAGGGGCCCUAAGCAGGUUUUCCUAUGAGUGUUAUUUAAUUGUGUCACAUUAAUUAAACUAUUUGAAAGUAACAUCACCAGAAAAACACAGAAUUUACAGUACAUAUCUACAUUUACUGUUUUUUUGUAUUUUAAAUUUUGAGCAGAUGUGAAUAAAAGGUGCAAUCACUAUAAAAUAAAACCAAAAGACACUAGAUAAAUGAGGCUAAACAAAAUAAGAAAUAAAUUGUUUCUCUGUGUUUACUGUA
Molecule: messenger RNA, 6617 nt
Organism: Nothobranchius furzeri (turquoise killifish)
Lineage: Eukaryota; Metazoa; Chordata; Actinopteri; Cyprinodontiformes; Nothobranchiidae
Gene: fmnl3
Product: formin-like 3
Biological process (GO): cell migration; cortical actin cytoskeleton organization; regulation of cell shape
Cellular component (GO): cytosol
Molecular function (GO): actin filament binding; small GTPase binding
Source: RefSeq, a predicted model, not a curated record